Molecule: messenger RNA, 1175 nt
Organism: Suillus paluster
Lineage: Eukaryota; Fungi; Basidiomycota; Agaricomycetes; Boletales; Suillaceae
Exons: 3
Coding region: 159-710 (183 amino acids)
Source: RefSeq, a predicted model, not a curated record
CAGAGAGAGUUCGCGGCCUUCUCAGGUAUUUGCUUUGGGGAAUGCCAAGAAGUAUUGAAGAGCGCCGUGAUAUUGUGCUAGUAAAAACUAGAUUAUCUUUCAUCGCCCAUCGUAUUGCAUAACACGCACGGGAUUCGACAAUACUCCGUCAUCGGCGAAUGCGCAAGCUGAAAGCAGAAGUGGUGGCGGCACCAGAGGUGGAUAUGGUCAUGGUGGUGAUGAUCAAAGAACAUCACGAUUAUCGAUCGCUUGCAAGUUUUUCAGAGGCCUGGGAGCUCUUACACAGGGAGCGGAUAUCUCGGCAACAUUUCGUCUCCGCAACUGCAGCGUCCCACACCCCCAAUGAGGUUUCUGUUGCCAGCCACACCUGGUGUUUAAUUGAAUCAGUGCGCCUUAGAGUCUGCGUCCGUGGCGAGGGCCCCAUACACAUCGACACUGAUAAUUCUGAGUUAAUACUGGACGGCCUUGCGCCAGCCAUUCGAGCGGCGGCUUAUGAUCGUUAUGCCGCAUGGUACUCUAAACACCACCCUAAACACCACCAACCUCACACUGCGGCCGCGACAGGCCCCGCAACAGGCGUGCCCGCACAUCGCACCACCGUUAUUGACCCGCCAGCAGUUGCCUUGCAGACGCGUGGGCGCGUGCAGGCCAGCCAGGCCGCUGCGGCAGGUCCAGCAUUCCGCACCUGGCACCACACGGGGGCCACCUAGUGCGGAGGUGGGGCUUCUGGGUUGCAAUGUGGUGGCCGAGGGCCCUCAGCAGCAAUUGAUGUCUAGUCAAAGUCGAACUGCAGACCUGAUUCUGUUUUACAUCAGACUCCAUAUAUUUUUUACAAAUUCUUAUACUUAGUAAAAUUCACCUGCGUGCGUCUCGCGUGCCAUCUACAUACUUCACUCGCGCGCAGGCGAACAUCCAUUACUAUAGCACAAAAAGCUGACUGGGAAGCCCGUGCACCCCAACGAAGUUGAUCAUGAUGGCGAGGAUGAUGUGCAUGCUAGGUGGAGUUAGAUAUCGUUGAUGUUUUGACUCUUGAGAAGGAGAGGGAAAAAUCUUACACCCAGGUUGAAGGUUUCGGCCCACUUCAACAUUUAGCCUGACCCCACGUCACUUACACGAAGCUGCAGCUUAUCAGUUCCGUGAAUUUGAGAAUCGGAGAUAUGCAAGUUAGACUUCGC